Messenger RNA from Drosophila persimilis, 787 nucleotides. RefSeq names its product casein kinase II subunit beta' (gene CkIIbeta2). Gene Ontology annotation, cellular component: protein kinase CK2 complex; cytoplasm. Gene Ontology annotation, molecular function: protein kinase regulator activity. The coding region runs from base 55 to 690 and encodes 211 amino acids. The transcript is spliced from 2 exons. Lineage: Eukaryota; Metazoa; Arthropoda; Insecta; Diptera; Drosophilidae. The record is from RefSeq and is a predicted model, not a curated record.
CAAAUCUAAAUCAAAUUAUAGUUUAAGGAUCCUUUAGGACAUUUUGCUCCAGCUAUGACAGACUCGGACGAGACCGCCUGGAUCCAUUGGUUCUGCAGGCAGCGCGGAAACGAGUUCUUCGCAAUGGUGGACGAGGACUACAUCCACGACAAGUUCAACCUCAACUUCCUGGACACGGACGUAAACAACUAUCGCUGCGCCCUCGAGGUGAUCCUCGACCUGAACAAUGGCUCCGGCUCCGAUAAUGUGACCGAUGCUGAUGUGGAGGCCAGCGCCGAGAAGCUGUACGGCCUGAUCCACGCCCGCUUCAUCCUCACCAAUCGCGGCAUCGACUUGAUGCUCGAGAAGUUCCAGAAGGGCGUCUUUGGCACAUGCCCGCGCGUCUUCUGUCAGCGCCAGCAUGUGCUGCCCAUCGGCCUGAGCGACAAUCCCGGUGACGAAAUGGUGCGUCUGUACUGUCCCAAGUGUAGCGAUGUCUACCUUCCGAGGUCCGCUCGGCACGCCAACCUGGACGGCGCCUUCUUCGGCACUGGCUUCCCCCACAUGCUCUUCAUGGUCAAUCCGGAGCUGCGACCCAAGCGAGCAAAGGCCAAGUUUGUGCCCAGACUGUAUGGCUUCAAGAUCCAUCAGCUUGCAUAUCGCUCUGAGUCGCAAGGAAAUCAAAAGGACUUGCAGGAAGUUGAGACCUAGAUGUGCCGCAUGUCUGAUCACACUAACUAAAUUCCCCUUUUUGUUUGUGCUUUCUGUUCAUCUGUCUACCUACCCCAUUAAACUCCCAUAAUCAUAA